CACACAACCUGAGGACAGAGGUAGCGCAUUUUCCGCCUUUCAGACCUCUCUCCUACAAACAUUUUCGCUCUUUGUAUGUUGUUCCAGCUCCGCACACAUUGCGGCCAUCUUUCCCCUCUCCAGUCCUUCUCUCUCACAUACGCGCUUAACAAUCUCAGUCUGGCGCUCCUACAGCUUUUCACAGUGUUGCUAGGAGACAACAGUACAUCCUGACCAAUGAGCGCGCCCGAGCUCUGGCGUUACCAUGACUACACCGGCCGGGACAUCCGGCGUUCGCCGUUGCUAGGAGACACAGAGAGACUACUUUUCUCUAGUAGUUUGAGUAAACUCGUGCGGCCGGACCGUGGAGCAGACAAUAUGACUGAUACAGUACAAGACAAAGAUAAAGAUUUUGAAGAUUUAGCAGAAGAUGAUAUCGGAAUUGAUCUUCCGAUGCCACUUCUAUCAGAUGAAAGGCAUAGGGAUCAUUGUGAUUACCUACUGGAUGCAUUGGAUGAACAGCUCGACCAGCUUCAAUCACAACCCAGUUUCAAGAGUUCCGUGAGAAAUACCACCAAAGAUACAUGUGCAACAGUCUCUUGUGCAGAUAAACAGCAACUGCAUGAAGUCAAUGCUUAUGAAGCUAAAGAUGAUGUUACCUCUGAUGCUAGUGAACAAAGGAGGGAUUCAGACAGUAAGAAAGAUGAAUACAAAUGGAGGCUAUCACAGCUACUCGGCUCUGAACAGACAAUGGGUGAGGAAUACCAGAGUGACGCCAACUCUGCAGAGAGUGUGUGCACAGAGGACUUUGCAGUCAAGUUCAAACAAAGGAUGGUGGAACCAAUGGCAAGUUCAGAGGCUCAUGAAAAUGCACAGUACGGCACUGGGGAAACUAUGGUAGAUUAUUCUGAAAGUCGAUCACUGUUACUUCCAGUGUCUGAUGACAGCCCUGUUGACCAUCUGAACACAGCAAGGAGAGAAGACAUUCUUCAACAGUUCAAAGAGGAGUUGGAAGAUGACUUGCAAGCUGCUCUUACCAAAAAUGUGGAGGAUCAAGCUUCAGGCAGAUACAGGGAGAGAAAAGAUAGCGUGGAGUCUUUAGGUGGGCAGAUUUCAAGACUAAGCCAAGCAAACCAUUCUCAGCUUUCAAGCCUCCCAAGUUUGGAGAGAAGUUCUGUGGUAAGCCAUUUGUCGUCCAUAGGUAGUAAAGAGCACCAGCCAGUGCUUCUUACUGGGAACUCCGCUGUAAGAGAAAACAUGAGCAAGACUGAACUUCCACAGUCACUCAGCGACUAUCAGGCUGUCAGGGAGCUGAUUCCAUAUUUGUAUGAAGAGCAAAGGCUUCCUGCAGAUGUUGAGCAAAGUGAUUGUAAAACGAGAAAUCUUAUAAUGAAUACUACUGACACAGAAAGUGCGGGUUGUCCUACAGACACACUGGAUGCAAGCGGGAUCAAUAGAUCUGAAGGAAAUCCCUUAAUUCCCACAAAAGAAGUUGCCAGAAGUACCCAUACAGUGUCUGACUCCAGUUUGCCAAGUGGUAUGGACAAGAAGGACGAUGCUGGAGGAACUCCAUUACCUAGAAAAAACAACCAAGUGGAAGAUCUGAUCCCUGUGGACUCCUCAUUGACAGAAGACAACAAAAGUUCUUGUCUAUACAAACAUGUGGCUGGUGUUCCUUUGAAGAGCUUUGAUGCCGUGACUGUUGACAGUGAUUUGGACUCUGUGACAACAGAAAAAGUCAGGGAUCACAUCCGUAAAGCUCUGAACAACAGCAAAGGAGACUCCAGUCACAAAACCAGAAGAUUUACGCGCAGUAGGAGUAGCUCUGGACGAUACCCUGACUUUAGUAAAGUAUCCACAGAUGAUGAAGAAGACUUUGCUAGACCACUUAUAAAUAGAGAACUAAAGGAUGAAAGUUUUAAGCGAUGGGUCUCCAGCCCUAUUAAAUCAGCAGAGGCCCCCAAAAAUAGCUAUGCAAAGGGCGUUCCCCUUGACAUUUUGUGCUCCCCAGGGCAAGCACAGUGCAGAAGACUCACAGAGAAACUCGCAGGUGAACAGGUGUUACUUGAGGAAACGCUUGCAAAACUCCGUAGGGAUGUAGUAUGUGAAGAAGACAGAUUGUCACAAAGGAGAUCCCAGUACAGGGAAGCAGAACAGCUGUUUAAUGAUAUCCUGCAGCAGAAAAAGGAAGCUUAUCAUGAGCUGCAGUCCCUACGUGAUUUACUAGAGGGUACUCAAAAAGAAGUUGUGAAGAUGGAGUCACGCAUGAGGGAGAGCCAGAUCACAGAGGAGGACUUCAGGCGUGAACUAGUGAUCCUGGAGUACAAACGCAGCGAGUACAUGAAGGAACUGCAGGAACUUGAGCUGGAACUGGAAUCUAUACGACAGCAAUGCUCCAGUACUCACAGCAGCCAAGUGGCCAGCUUCCAGUACGAGAUCUCUUCUUUGAAAACAGAAAGAGACGAGUUAAAGGCGCGUCUGCGGCAACUUGAGGGAAGCCUGACAUUUAUGGAAAGGCAGGAACUAGAACGUCAACUGAAUAAUGCAAAGUCUGAACUGUUCUCUGAGCAGCGAACAUCCAGAGCAAAGAUAGAGAAGUUGCAUGAGAGUUUGGAGGAGUGUCAGAGUAAACUGGAAAAAUCUAGGACAGAUUGUGAUGAGAAACAGGAAAAGAACCGGCAGCUUAAGUCUCAGCUGCGAGAGCUUGAAAAGACGUAUGAGACCCAAAUCCAGACUCAGGCAGAAGAAGCUAGUGAACAAAAUGACAUGUCCAACCAAAAGAUUACUGAUCUGACCACCCAGGUUAGGGAGCAGGGCACUAGGAUUGCUUCCCUUGAGAAGAUCCUGUCUGAGAAAGAGUUGGACUUGCUGAAGUUGAGAGAGGUUAUAUCCUCAAUAAAUGCUGAAAAGGAAGCCCAGAUGCUGGCAGCAGAGGUUCUGAAAGAAGAACACAAUAAACGAUUGACUGAACUGCAAGUCCAGCAUCAACAAGAUAAGGAUCUCCAUAUCUCAAAACUAAAGGAAGAAAUGCAGAUCCAAAAACAAAAGGAAAUCCAACAGUUUGCAGAAAAUAUGGAACAAGUAAAAGCAAAAGCUCUACUGGAUCAAGCAGAAUCUCUAAAAAAAGAAAUGGAUAAAGUAGUGAAAUCAAUAGAGAUUAAAGAUAAAGAUAUUGAAAAAUGGAGGGAGGCUCUGAAGUUGCAGAAGGAAUCAAUGAAGAAACUGGCUGCAGAUCUUAAACAAGAAGCAAGGGAAAUGGUGCACAAUACAUUGGUAAGAGAGCAGAAAAAGUGGGAAAGUGAAAAAAGGGAAGCCCUUCAAAUACAAAGGCACACGUUGGAGGAAGAGAAAUUUCAAGAAAUGGCAGAUCUACGAGAAGCAUUGGAAAGAGAGCGCAGGACAUCUAUGACAUUGGAAAAGAAAUGUGCCGACUUCCAAAAUAUAAUUCAGGAGCAUGAAAUUCACCAGCGUUCUCUACAGCGUGAGAAGCAAGAAGCUUUAGAUGAACAACGUGCUAUCCUAAAAGAAGAAAAGCAAGAGGAGAUGAGGAGACUCGAGCAAGAACUUGAACAAGAAAAAGAGCGGGACAUUGAGCGUCUGAAGCAGCGGCUGCAGCAAAUGGAAGAGGAGCAGCAUGAGCUAAGGGCUGAAAAGAAUGAAUCAAUUUUCAGAGAGCGAGAGGCAAUGGCCCAGGCAGAGCGAGCAGAAAGGGCCCUUGCCAGGGAGAUCAAUGCAGCUUGUGAACGCAUGCAGUGCAUUCCCGGGAGGUCUAAAGUACAAAGUCCAUCACGAAGCAGCCAUGGGAGUCCUACUCGCCCUUCAGCUAACCAAGCAUUGAAAGUGUUGCAUGAAGUAAGUGAAGAGACCAACCAGUUCAUUCAUAAGUUACAACAAGAUGUAGAAGCUCAAAAGCGCACUUCACUGCAUCUACAAAGAGAGAAGGAACGGGAAUUUCAGCAAUUAAGAGAACAGUUGCAGCUAGAGAAAGAAAAAGCUCUGGAAAUGUUAAAAGAGAGACUCAUACAGGAACACAUAGAGGAAAUCACUAACCUGCAGCAAGACCAGUUGAGAGAGUCUAAUGGAGGAGAGAAGCAGUCUCUUCGGCAGCAGCUCAGAGAGAAGGACAAUGAGCUCAGAGCCAUCCAGAGAAACAUGGCCAAAUGGAAAGAUGAGACUGCCACGAAACUUGCUCAAAAAUUUGAAGAGGAACUUAAUGCAGAGCUUGAAAAAUGCAAGGUGGAUUUUCUGAGAGAAAGAAGUUUGUCCAGGAGUAAGGCCUCAGACAGUCACAGGAGCUCAGAGAGGAUUGGAUCAGCUGUGCGGAGAUUGUCAUUGGAAAGAAAAGACAAUUCCCAUCUGCGGUCAGCCUCCAGCCCAUCACUCAAUGGUGCUGUGUCACAGCAUGAUUUCAGUGCACUGAAGAUUUUGCGCAAUUUGCAAGGGAGAGUGAAAGAACUGCGGGCAGACAACGGAGGAUACCAUGGCAGGAGCAUGGAGGAUUUAAGUUUACUAGGAGGCUCAUACCGAGAGAAAAGGCCUAUUAUAAUGGAGCGAUCCAUGUCACAGGUCCAAGGAUAUAUGAGGAAAUAAAUCUUGUGGGAUUCUAGACCAUGAGAGAGAGAGAGAUGACAUCAAGAUUAAAACCCACAGCUACGAGCAUCUGUUCACAUUGGUACACUGUGCUACCACAGCGAUCAACCAAGAGUAUUUUUUUCUAUACUAAUUUCAGCUAAUCUUCACUAAUUUACUAUGUACUCUAACUAGUGUUAGGCUAGAUUUCCACUAAUUUCUUUUUUGCAAAAACGCCAAUAAAAACGCCCAUUCAGCCGCAUGAUUUUUUUUUUCUUUAAACGCUGUGGCCAGAUGUUAGCUGCAAGUCAAUAGGGAAUUGCAAAAUGCCACAUCCACUUGGUGUUUUACAGUUUGGCAUUUUUUUUUAUCUUUUUGUCGUUUUUCAGCUAUUUUUGGCUCCUUGGCAGUUUUUCAAAAACCACCUCUUGUUGAGACUUUGGAGUUUUUUCGGGAAAAUCUUGGCGUUUUCCUCCCAUAGAAGCCUAUGGGUGUGAAAAAGCGCCAAGAAUAUUUGCUGGUGGUUUUUAUUCUUUUUUUUGGACUUAAGCGAUCCAAAAAAGGGAUGGAGAUACAUUAUUUUAUUAAAAUUUCAUAGGGUACCAUUAAAUGAAAAGAUACAGUAGGGGUGGAAAAAAUUGUAUUUAACAAAAUUAAUAUUUUUUAUAACAAAAUUUUUAUUUUUAAACAAGGAUCAAUUUAUGUGGGCGGGCAGGGAAAUAAUGUAGCUGACAAUAAUAAAAAUGUAGUAAGGGGCCACUUAAAUGUAAAAUUAUAUAUUUUUAAUUAAUUUUGUUAAACUUUUUAUUAGUAAUGUAUUUUAAUAAUGUGUUUAAUAAAGUGUGUGUGUGUUUUUAACUUUUUAAACUUUUUUUUUCUUUGUUUCUUUAAAAUUUUUUAGGUAGUACUACUCCCAGCAUGGAACAGACUGUUCCAUGCUGGGAGUAGUAGUACCUGUACUAAUAGACAGAUCGCCCGGGUGACUUCUGACACCCAUUGCGAUCCUCCUAUACAAUGUAUAGAAGCCGGCGGCACGGCCGCUUCUCCUCUAUCCUGCAUUAUGUUCUGCAAUGUGAAUUUCUUCACAUCACAGAUUCAUAUUUCCCACGGAGAACUGUGAUUGGCCAGAUGGUUCCAGCCAAUCACAACUCUCUACGGGAAAUAUGAAUAAUAGGUAUAUACACGGCAUAUACUACAGACCAUACUAUGGUGGUAGCAGAAAAGAGUACAACAGGUUUCAGAAGUGACACCCGCUGCGAUCUGUUGAUUAAUGCAGGUACUACAGCUCC
This is a messenger RNA of Hyla sarda, 5837 nucleotides long. Its product is annotated as trichohyalin-like. Lineage: Eukaryota; Metazoa; Chordata; Amphibia; Anura; Hylidae. Bases 217 to 4569 code for a protein of 1450 amino acids. The transcript has 29 exons. The record is from RefSeq and is a predicted model, not a curated record.